AUGUUAUCGACGGGACCCAAGCAGAGGAAUAUUGAUCCUAGAGAAAUAGUGGUUUUGUCCGACUCUUUCCCCACCGGACUUGAGUGCGGUACACUCAACGCCAACAUUCAACCAGGCAACUCUGUCGUAAUUGUCGGAGCUAGCCCGGUAGGUAUUGCUGCAAUGCUCACAGCUAAGUUGUAUACCCUAUACCUGAUUGUUAUGAUUGAUAAAGAUGAAAAACGACUGGAGCUUGCUCAAAAGCUUGGUGCUGACAAGGUAAUAAAUGUGCAAUCCUUCGAUGCCAUGGAACAACUCGAUUCCGUUGUUGAUGGCCGAGGAUUUGAUUCGGUCAUUGAAGCAGUUGGAGCUCCUAGUACAUUUGACCUUUGUCAAAAGUUGUUGGGUCCAGGGGGAUCGCUGGCAAAUAUUGGUGUUCAUGGCAAGCACGCAGCCCUGGAUCUUGACAAACUCUGGGAUCGGAACAUUACCUUUUGCGGCUAUUCCAAUCAGGUCGUCUCAAGCCAUCGUUGGUUACGCACCAGGCCUAUCAAGCCUUUCGAUCGGCAUCAAAAGAAGGUGUUUUGA
Molecule: messenger RNA, 567 nt
Organism: Penicillium cataractarum
Lineage: Eukaryota; Fungi; Ascomycota; Eurotiomycetes; Eurotiales; Aspergillaceae
Exons: 4
Coding region: 1-567 (188 amino acids)
Source: RefSeq, a predicted model, not a curated record